Spizellomyces punctatus DAOM BR117 is the source of this 996-nucleotide messenger RNA. RefSeq lists its product as uncharacterized. The transcript has a single exon. The annotation marks the transcript as partial. The record is from RefSeq and is a predicted model, not a curated record. NCBI's taxonomy places the organism in Eukaryota, Fungi, Chytridiomycota, Chytridiomycetes, Spizellomycetales, Spizellomycetaceae.
AUGAAGGCUCAACUUCUCGCACUGGCGAUGGCCGGAUCGGCCCUUGCAAUUCCUCAAGGCGCGAUACCAGCAGUUCUCGACACGAUCCUGUCUGAACUUGAAACAACCACAACAACAGGCACUACGGCCACGGCGACUGCGACUGCCACCAGCGCUAUCGGCGAUGUUUUGCCUCUUGCACGACACCGCCUGAGAAACAGACACUUUGGUCCCUGGGCAUCUGUUAACGCGAGUAAAACAGCUCCCGCGUGGGGAGAUUGGGUUGCAACAACCGCAGCAACAGCUACAGCCACUGCCACGAUCGAGGCAACCACAACCGGAACCGCGACUGCCAUCGCCCCUGUUGCUCCUAUCCCAGUCGUCCGUCGCAACUGGAAGUUCCAUCGCGCCCCUUUGAAGCAAGCUGUUGCUUUUAAGCGCACCGACGACGGUGAUGAUGACAAAGAUUGGGAGGACGAUAAGAAGGACCGUCCUCAUCAUCGUCACCACAGGAGGACAACCACGGAAACUGCUACGGAGACUGCCACGGAAACAGCUACCGAGACUGCAACUACCGAGACUGCCACAGAAACAGCUACUGAGACUGCAACUACCGAGACUGCAACCACCGCAACGGCCACUCUGUUUGAUGCCACUGAGACCGGAAUAGAAGUCAUUCCAGUCAAACGUUUCCGUCGUCACAACACUCCCCAACAAGACAGGGACCAUGACCAUGGCUUUGAAGUAACGACAACGACCACGGAGACCGCAACCGCUACUGAAACCGCGACUGAAACCGCGACUGCAACCACCACGACAACUGCCCUAUUUGAUGUCCUAGCUACCGAAGUCCCCUUUGUUCCAAUCAAGGCUCGUCAUUUCGAUGACGAAGACGAUGACCACGAUGAUGAUUGUGAAGACGGUGAAGAAACGACUACGGACACGGCCAUAGUCACAGCCACGACGGAAACUGUUACGGUAACGGAAACGGUCGCAGCAAGCACAACUACCAUUGAC